GCAGGCGGCAGCAUGCUAAACCGGGUGCGCUCGGCCGUGGCGCACCUGGUGAGCCCCAAGUCACCGGACCCGCCUGGUGAGACCACGGCGCCGCCCACCGCCUUUGCAGAAACACCCAGGAGUCCUUCGGUGAAGAGCGGGGCGCCUGCCAAGACCGGGGAGACUCGAGCGAGCUUCUCCAGACCGACCUUUCUGCAGCUGAGCCCCGGGGGGCUGCGCCGUGCAGAUGACCACGCGGGCCGGGCUGUGCAAAGCCCUCCGGACACGGGCCGCCGCCUGCCCUGGAGCACGGGCUACGCCGAGGUCAUCAACGCUGGCAAGAGCCGGCACAACGAGGACCAGGCUUGCUGUGAAGUGGUGUAUGUGGAAGGUCGGAGGAGUGUGGCUGGGGUCCCCAAAGAGCCUAGGAGAGGCCAGGGACUGUGCUUCUACUACUGGGGCCUCUUUGAUGGCCAUGCGGGGGGCGGAGCUGCUGAAAUGGCCUCGCGGCUCCUGCACCGGCACGUCAGGGAGCAGCUGAAGGACCUCGUAGAUAUACUUCAGGACCCCUCACCACCUCCACUCUGCCUCUCACCCACUCCGGGGACACCAGGUUCCCCCAAUCCUUCUCAGCUAGUUGGGCCUCAGUCCUGCUGCUCUCCACAGAAGGAAGUGACCCAUGAGAGCCUGGUCGUGGGGGCCAUCGAGAAUGCCUUCCGGCUCAUGGACGAGCAGAUGGCCCGGGAGUGGCAUGGCCAGCAAGUGGAAGGAGGCUGCUGCGCGUUGGUUGUGGUCUACCUGUUAGGCAAGGUGUAUGUGGCCAAUGCAGGUGACAGCAGGGCCAUCAUUGUCCGGAAUGGUGAAGUCAUUCCCAUGUCCCGGGAGUUCACCCCGGAGACCGAGCGCCAGCGACUUCAGCUGCUGGGCUUCCUGAAACCAGAGCUGCUGGGUGGGGAAUUCACCCACCUCGAGUUUCCUCGCAGAGUUCUGCCCAAGGAGCUCGGCCAGAGGAUGCUGUACCGGGACCAGAACAUGACUGGCUGGGCCUACAAAAAGAUCGAGCUGGAGGAUCUCAAGUUUCCUCUAGUCUGUGGGGAGGGCAAAAAGGCCCGGGUGAUGGCCACCAUCGGGGUGACCCGAGGCUUGGGAGACCACAACCUGAGGGUCUGCAGUUCCACCCUGCCCAUCAAGCCCUUCCUCUCCUGCUUCCCGGAGGUACAAGUGUAUGACCUGACACAGUAUGAACACUGCCCGGAUGAUGUGCUCAUCCUGGGAACAGAUGGCCUGUGGGAUGUCACCAACGACAGUGAGGUUGCCGCCACUGUUGACAAGGUGCUGUCCGCCUAUGAGCCUAAUGACCCCAGCAGGUACACAGCUCUGGCCCAAGCUCUGGUCCUGGGGGCCCGGGGCACCCCCCGGGACCGUGGCUGGCGACUGCCCAACAACAAGCUGGGUUCUGGGGAUGACAUCUCCGUCUUCGUCAUCCCCCUGGGAGGGCCCGGCAGUUACUCCUGAAGGGCUCAGCCUCAGCUUCCCCUGCCAUCAUAGAGCGGCCCCUCUCUUCUCACCCCUCUCCGGACCCCAGAUUCUGCUGAGCUCGCUCUGUCCCAAGGGUGGUGGUCUGCUCCAUCUAGAAUGACCACUAUUGGUAAAUAAACCAGUAGACUCACA
Messenger RNA from Ochotona curzoniae (black-lipped pika), 1650 nucleotides. It is a transcript of the gene PPM1J, whose product is annotated as protein phosphatase, Mg2+/Mn2+ dependent 1J. Gene Ontology annotation, biological process: protein dephosphorylation. The transcript has 10 exons. Bases 13 to 1494 code for a protein of 493 amino acids. Gene Ontology annotation, molecular function: protein serine/threonine phosphatase activity. The record is from RefSeq and is a predicted model, not a curated record. NCBI's taxonomy places the organism in Eukaryota, Metazoa, Chordata, Mammalia, Lagomorpha, Ochotonidae.